This is a messenger RNA of Peromyscus maniculatus bairdii (prairie deer mouse), 3448 nucleotides long. The record is from RefSeq and is a predicted model, not a curated record. Lineage: Eukaryota; Metazoa; Chordata; Mammalia; Rodentia; Cricetidae.
GCUGGGGGCGGUGGCACUGGGCCGAGGGGUCCGACAGCUUGACCGGGCUGUAGGUUGGGCGGGCGUCCCCGGCCCUUGCGUGCAGCAGGCUUUAGGUUCUUCGCCCUGGACACAGCUCGUGCCCGGUGCGCGUUCUCGGGUUGGAUCUCCCGGGCCUCUAACGGAAGGUCAGCCCAGCGGAGGCCAGUCCCAAAUCUCCAAGCAUCAGGGCUCCUGCCCGGUUCUCAAGGCGGGUGGGGGACACUGGACCUCCAUACAGCCUGGAUUCCUGCCUACCACCUUGGUUUGCUGUGUUCUGUGUUGGCAAUGGCUGCUAGUUUUCCACAGGAAGUUUUGGUGGCUGAGAAAAUUUGUGGCCCAGGAAGUAGCAACUAAAUGCUUGGGAUGCUGACUAGAGGCUUCUGUGUGCUCUAAGGUUCUUGAACAGCCCACUCACCAUGGACCUGGACCCCCAUGCAGGUGUGCAGGUGGGCAUGCGUGUGGUACGCGGAGUGGACUGGAAAUGGGGCCAGCAGGAUGGAGGUGAGGGCGGUGUGGGCACUGUGGUGGAGCUUGGCCGCCAUGGCAGCCCCUCGACCCCCGACCGUACAGUCGUUGUUCAGUGGGACCAGGGCACAUGUACCAACUAUCGAGCUGGCUACCAAGGUGCCCAUGACCUGCUGCUCUACGACAACGCCCAAAUCGGUAUCCGUCAUCCCAACAUCAUCUGUGACUGCUGCAAGAAACAUGGACUUCGUGGCAUGCGUUGGAAGUGCCGUGUCUGCUUUGAUUAUGACCUCUGCACACAGUGCUACAUGCACAACAAACAUGACCUUACCCACGCCUUUGAGCGCUAUGAGACAUCACACUCACGCCCGGUCACACUGAGUCCCCGACAGGGCCUCCCUCGAAUCCCACUGAGGGGCAUCUUUCAGGGAGCAAAAGUGGUACGAGGCCCUGACUGGGAAUGGGGCUCACAAGAUGGAGGGGAAGGGAAGACAGGCCGUGUGGUGGACAUCCGUGGCUGGGAUGUGGAGACAGGCCGAAGUGUGGCCAGUGUGACAUGGGCAGAUGGAACCACCAAUGUGUACCGUGUGGGCCAUAAGGGCAAAGUGGACCUCAAGUGUGUUGGUGAGGCAGCUGGCGGCUUUUACUACAAGGAGCACCUCCCGAAGCUUGGCAAGCCAGCAGAGCUGCAGCGCAGGGUGAGUGCUGACGGCCAGCCCUUCCAGUGCGGCGACAAGGUCAAGUGUCUGCUGGACACAGACGUCCUAAGGGACAUGCAAGAAGGCCAUGGUGGCUGGAACCCUAGGAUGGCGGAGAUGGGCACCGUGCACCGCAUCACAGACCGUGGGGACGUGCGUGUGCAGUUCAACCAUGAGACCCGUUGGACCUUCCACCCUGGGGCUCUCACCAAGCACAACAGCUUCUGGGUGGGUGAUGUGGUCCGGGUCAUCGAUGAUCUUGACACUGUGAAGCGACUGCAGGCUGGACAUGGUGAAUGGACCGAUGACAUGGCCCCCGCCCUGGGCCGCGUGGGGAAAGUGGUGAAGGUGUUUGGAGAUGGAAACUUGCGUGUGGCAGUUGGCGGUCAACGGUGGACCUUUAGCCCCUCCUGCUUAGUGGCCUACCGGCCUGAGGAAGACGCCAACUUGGAUGUGGCUGAGCGUGCCAGAGAGAACAAAAGUGCGGCACCAGCCUCAGUGGCCGGUGGGAGGCAGGGCAUCCCCUGGCCAGCACUUACCUCAACCCUGCCCCCAGGCUUACUGAGUGUGGCCCUGGACAAACUUCGGACCCAGAAGAGUGACCCAGAGCACCCAGGGAGGCUGGUAGUCGAGGCUGCACUGGGAAAUGUAGCCCGGGCUGUGGAUCUACUGCGAAGGCACCCAGAGCAGGUGGACACCAAGAACCAGGGCAGGACUGCCCUACAAGUGGCUGCUUACUUGGGCCAGGUAGAGCUGGUGCAGCUGCUGCUGCAGGCAAGGGCAAGUGUGGACCUGCUGGAUGAUGAGGGCAACACUGCGCUGCACUAUGCAGCCCUGGGGAACCAGCCUGAGGCCACAAGGAUGCUCCUGAGUGCAGGAUGUGGGGUGGAUGCUCGAAAUGGCACACGAAGCACAGCCCUGCAUGUGGCUGUGCAGAGGGGCUUCCUAGAGGUGGUAAAGACCCUGUGUGAGCGUGGUUGUGAUGUCAACCUGCCGGAUGCCCAUGCAGACACACCCCUGCAUUCUGCCAUCUCUGCAGGUGCCGGUGCCAGCAGCAUUGUUGAAGUCCUCACUGAGUUGCCUGGCAUUGAUGUCACUGCUACCAAUAGCCAGGGCUUCACACUGCUGCACCAUGCAUCCCUCAAGGGCCACGUGCUAGCAGUCAGAAAGAUUCUGGCACGGGCACGACAGCUGGUGGAUGCCAAGAAGGAGGAUGGCUUUACUGCACUACAUCUGGCAGCUCUCAACAACCACCGUGAGGUGGCCCAGGUCCUAAUCCGAGAGGGUCGUUGUGAUGUGAAUGUGCGCAACAGGAAGCUUCAAUCUGCACUGCACCUGGCUGUGCAGCAGGCCCACCUGGGGCUAGUACCACUGCUGGUGGAUGCUGGCUGCAGUGUCAACACCGAGGAUGAGGAGGGAGACACAGCCCUGCAUGUCGCACUGCAACGUCAUCAGCUGUUGCCGUUGGUGGCUGACAAGGCUGGGGGGGACCCAGGGCCCUUGCAGCUGCUGUCAAGGCUACAGGCCUCAGGCCUCCCGGGCAGCACAGAGUUGACCGUAGGUGCAGCAGUGGCCUGCUUCCUGGCGUUGGAGGGUGCUGACGUGAACUACGCAAACCACCGUGGCAGGAGCCCACUGGACCUGGCCACUGAAGGCCGAGUGCUCAAGGCCUUGCAGGGCUGUGCCCAGCGCUUCCGGGAGCGACAGGCAGGUGGCGGUGGGGGCAUGCCCCCGGGCCCCCGGCACGUGCUAAGCACUCCCAACACCGUGAGGAACCUGCAUGUGUCUGGCACAGCAGGGCCAGAAGCUGCCGAGUGCUUGGUGUGCUCGGAGCUGGCGCUGCUGGUUUUGUUCUCACCUUGUCAGCACCGCACCGUGUGUGAGGAAUGCGCUCGCAGGAUGAAGAAAUGCAUCAGGUGCCAGGUGGUCAUCAGCAAGAAGCUACGCCCAGACGGUUCAGAGGUGGUAAACACCAUCCAGAUGCCUGGUCCACCUCGCCAGCUGGUGGAGGAGCUACAGAGCCGCUACCGGCAGAUGGAGGAGCGAAUCACCUGCCCCAUCUGCAUCGACAGCCACAUCCGCCUAGUUUUCCAGUGCGGCCAUGGGGCAUGCGCGCCCUGUGGCGCUGCGCUCAACGCCUGCCCCAUCUGCCGCCAGCCCAUCCGCGACCGUAUUCAGAUCUUCGUGUGAGCGCGUUCCGCACACCAUGGCCGAUCCCAGACCCUUCUACAAAAGCCCUGUGUUUUAUAAAAAAUAUUCUCGGA